Cydia amplana is the source of this 1280-nucleotide messenger RNA. RefSeq lists its product as uncharacterized. Gene Ontology annotation, biological process: negative regulation of cell population proliferation. NCBI's taxonomy places the organism in Eukaryota, Metazoa, Arthropoda, Insecta, Lepidoptera, Tortricidae. The transcript has 8 exons. The coding region runs from base 177 to 1280 and encodes 367 amino acids. Gene Ontology annotation, cellular component: cilium; cytoplasm. Gene Ontology annotation, molecular function: tubulin binding. The record is from RefSeq and is a predicted model, not a curated record.
UUUAGCUGGAAAACUACAAUUCGGAAUGCGAAAAGAUCUGGCACCACGAAGGCGAUUUGAGACUAAAAUUUACGAAGAGGAUAUCUAAGAAACCGGCCACAAAUUUGUACAAACUUUAUGCCCCUGAGGGCAAGCAAGAUGAAGAACGGGAUGGCUUGAUUGUAAGGAAAGAUCUUAUGCCAAGUAUUCUGCAGGGUGCAACAGGUAACAAGAGCCUUUGGAUCCAAAAUGUUCUGAACAAGAGUUCUUGCGAUGUCAUCCACGAGGAUAAACCGGUAGACACAAGAAUGCAUCAGCCACUUAAUACUAUUGGUCUUGACGAGUAUUCCAGGCAGACUUACAGCGUUGGCGAGCUGGCAGUUAGGAAAACGCCCGCACCACCCGUCGAGAUAAUAAAACCAGUGCCUGAAUACAUAUACUGCUUGCCAGAACAAAUUAACUUCGUUAACUUCACUCUGGGAGAUACUCAUACUCAAAAUCUCCGAUUGAUCAACCUAUCGAAGUUUGAAAUUCGUCUAUCUCUGUCACUGCCGAAGCGUAACGAGCUUAAAGUAGAGCUUUCCGGUUCUCGUGGUCUACGGGUCACUGCCGGCUCAGCUAAUGAUAUAAAGAUACAUUUCCAACCGAACGACGUGCGCGCUUUUCAUGACGAGCUGCGUAUACGCACCUCUUUGGGCAAAGGCUUGCUAGUGCCAAUCACCUGUUACAUGGAGCCGCCCGAGUUGCACAUUUUCGUGCAAAAAAUGGCAAUCCCAGUUUUCACCAGCACUGAUCCCAUGGCCUUAAAAAUGACAGAACAUCAGGGGAAUAUUGUAGAUUUGGGUGCCAAGCUAUUGGGAGACCAGCAUUAUGCUUCAUUGGUACUGCAAUGCAACGAAGCCCAUGCAUCGUUUUUCCUCGUUACUGAAGACGCUUGGCUUGAAUGCAAUAUUCAGGAGCUUACUGCCAAAGGGACCUUGAAAACCGGCCCAUUUACCAUCCAUCCGGCCUGGUGGUCCGGCGGUGGUAUCGUUCGCGGGAUCGUCCGUUGUCGUGCCUCGGAUCCGGGGCUGCACAGUGCCGAAAUAAGAGUCCUGUCGUCUACGGCUGUGACUAGAUUGUUCCAUGUUGUUGCUGACUCGGUGUAUUAUGAUCCGGCGCAUAUUAUGAUUCAGGCCCACGAGAAGGAUUACGAUAUAAAUAGCGAAGAUGAUCCUGAUUGCGACUAUUACGUAAACUUGGGCACCGCUUUCCCGAAUCGUCCUUUAUCCGCUACAAUACAAAUCGUUAACCAUAGGUAA